Messenger RNA from Dipodomys ordii (Ord's kangaroo rat), 2134 nucleotides. It is a transcript of the gene Ccdc3, whose product is annotated as coiled-coil domain containing 3. Gene Ontology annotation, cellular component: extracellular region. The coding region runs from base 84 to 530 and encodes 148 amino acids. Gene Ontology annotation, biological process: negative regulation of gene expression. The record is from RefSeq and is a predicted model, not a curated record. NCBI's taxonomy places the organism in Eukaryota, Metazoa, Chordata, Mammalia, Rodentia, Heteromyidae. The transcript has 3 exons.
CCUACAGUACACGUUCACAAAUUCAAUCCUUCUAACUAAAGUGUCAGGACUCCUAGGAAGAAGACUCCGGGCUCCUAGGGCGAAUGGAUGAAAAUUAUAACCUCUUGCCUCAUGGAGUCAAUUUCCAAGAUGCCAUCUUUCCAGAUACGCAAGAGAACAGAAGGAUGUUUUCCAGUCUUUUCCAGUUUGCUAAUUGCUCCCAAGGGCAGCAGCUGGCGACUUUCUCCAGCGACUGGGAGAUCCAGGAAGACAACAGGCUCAUGUGCUCCUCGGUGCAGAAGGCCCUGUUUGAGGAGGAGGACCACGUCAAGAAGCUGCAGCAGAAGGUGGCCACCCUGGAGAAGCGGAACAAGCAGCUCCGUGAGCGGGUGAAGAAGGUCAAGCGGUCUCUGCGGCAGGCGCGCAAGAACAGCCGCCACCUGGAGCUGGUGAACCAGAAACUCAGCGGGAAGCUCCUGGCGGCCGGGGCGCAGCCGCACAUCAACGCCCUGGGGCGGGAGCCCGCGCGCGCCCCCUACCGACGCGGGUAGCAGGUGCAGAGGACUCCAGGCUCUGGCCUGGCCUGGCCUGGCGGGGGGGAAGGAGGAUUUAGCUUCGUGGGUACACUAGUUCAGAUCUCACAGGAGGUAUCUAGGAUGCAUUUGGUGGAGUCUAUCCAGAUAAAAUGACAAGCCUCUCCACCACUCAUCUUUCCUGGCCAAACCCCAAACAAGGUACCUGGAAGUCCACAGGCAGGAGGCCCCGUGAAUGCUGUGUCUAGGGCCUGGCCUUAGUUCUGAGGAAGUGGGGCGUGGCAGGGAGGGUAGCAGUCUGGAAAGUGGGGAGAGAAUAUUCCAGAGCCUAAGUGUAAAAGACAUCAUGGGGCUUAGCUUUGAUUUCCAAAGAAAUUAGUAUGGGUCAAUGCAUCAUGAGGAGUGAGCUGAAAUGAAGUACUGGAACCUUCUGUUGCCUCUGUGCCCCCUUCUUUGGGAGCAGGAUACCAACAGGUGAAAUGUUGGGGGGUGGGGAGGGAGCGGGGGAUGCUUCUGCAUUCAGUGCUUUUCUCCCCACAAAGGCAGGUUAGGAUGUAACAAGCUCAUCACAGGUGAGGGAAUGGAGCUGGGAGUGGGGCCGGUGGUAAUUAAACAAGAUGAAUUAUACCUGCUUUCCACACCGGCUCCCUAGGGCUGCAGGUUGCUUUAAUCUAAAGAGUAAUUGCGUUUAUGGGCCCUCCAUGUUUCAUCAAAAUGCAUGCCCCAAUGGAAAUUUAGCUCAGCCACGGCUAGAUGCUAACUUGGUGCUUGCUCAAUCAUUGCUUCUCACGUCUCUGAGUUCAAAGUCUUGCUGACUUUGAAUGCACUGUGAACUUCUGCAAAGACACCUUCCUCCCCCUUGGGAUGACCUUACCUCAUUCCCAGGCAGGCUCCCAAGAGCUUUAUGCAAAUAUUCCCUUCUCAUCCCCCCAGGUCUGUCUAUACUUUGAAGGUAACACUUGGGCAUUAGUGCCCCUGCCCUUAAAUCAGUUCCUUAGACAAUCAGGCACCUCAUUUCUGUGGGGGAAAGGCUUCUAAAGGCAGUUCCAGUUAAAGAGAAUAUUACUAAGCACUUAAGCAAGUCCCAGCUAGCAGAGUGGUCAUCUCUUGGUUCUCUUUUGGUGAUGAGCCUACAAGACUGCUAUUUCACUAAAAGAAGUCUCUGACCCUAUGUGAUCUGCCAUCCAGAAACCUCCCCAGGACUUCUGACAUUACCCUCACACUGGAAAUGGCCGCUCCUGUCACAUUGCUACUCUUCUACCUUAAGGAAAGCCAGAUACUUUGAACUCCGGCAGUCAGUCUAGGGAGACAGAGCCUGUGUCACUCAAGUCUUGGUGGCAGGUUGCUGCACGGUGGAGAAGUCUACGUGCUGUUCUGCCUGGCAGGGGAUCUUAUGCCCUGAGCAUGAAGCCACCGAGGUUUCCCUUUGUUAAUUGCACUGUUCAUAGUGUGCUAUAAUAGAAGGAACAUUUUUCUAGUUUAUUCUAUCGGGGAACAUUUCAUCAAAGCACUUUGUUUCCACCCAAGGCAAUGGCAGGCCGGGGCGGGGGUAACUGACAGCCAGGGUUGGAUCUCUCCAGACACAUUCUGUUCUGCUUUUCCAAUAAAUAUGAGCAGCUAUU